AUGGCAGCUACUCCGGAAAACCCUAUAGUUUUCUAUGAUCUUAUUAACGCCAACGGAGUACACUGGUCUCCAAACACCUACAAAACUCGACUUUGUUUGGAGUACAAAGGACUUCCAUACCGUGUUGAAUACUCUACGUUACCUGAAGUCGAGUCAAAUAUGAAGAAACUUGGUGUGCCGCCAGUCAAAGCUACAUCCCCUCAAUACACUCUUCCAGUGAUUGCAGACCCUUCAGGCGACCCCGAUGGCAAACCCCAUUAUGUCGGAGAUUCGUUUAAUAUCGCUGUCUAUCUAGACGAGAAAUACCCGGCCCCGCGAUACCCGGCGAUAUUCAACUCUAAUGCGCGUAGCAUCGAGCAUUUAUUCAUACACCAAUAUCUUCCAACCGUUGCCCGAGUCGGAAGCACGGUGGUCAUGCCCAAGCUAGGUCAGACCCUCGACCAAGAAUCGAUUGAAUAUAUAAAACGUACGAGGGGAGUGUCAUUCAACUCUCUUCCACAAGGGGAGGCUGAAGAAAAGUGGAAAGCGUUUCGUGAAAAGUUCUUUGAGAUGGGGUUAUCUCUAGAUUAUCAGGACGAGAAUGGUCCCUUUAUCUCUGGGAACAGACCGUCGAUGAUUGAUUUUGCCAUAGGAGGAUGGUUUCACUUGCUUCAACGGAUCGCCCCUUCAGGGUUGGAACAAAUCCUUGAUUGGAAAGAGGGAAGAUGGAGACUACUCUGGGAACACAUCCGAGAUAUCGAGGGAAGGUCGUCCCGCGGAAUAAUGGGCUAA
Messenger RNA from Rhizoctonia solani, 771 nucleotides. RefSeq names its product glutathione S-transferase. The transcript has 3 exons. Bases 1 to 771 code for a protein of 256 amino acids. The record is from RefSeq and is a predicted model, not a curated record. NCBI's taxonomy places the organism in Eukaryota, Fungi, Basidiomycota, Agaricomycetes, Cantharellales, Ceratobasidiaceae.